This is a messenger RNA of Siniperca chuatsi (mandarin fish), 8132 nucleotides long. It is a transcript of the gene ntrk2a, whose product is annotated as neurotrophic tyrosine kinase, receptor, type 2a. Lineage: Eukaryota; Metazoa; Chordata; Actinopteri; Centrarchiformes; Sinipercidae. The transcript has 21 exons. The record is from RefSeq and is a predicted model, not a curated record. Gene Ontology annotation, molecular function: brain-derived neurotrophic factor receptor activity; ATP binding; brain-derived neurotrophic factor binding. Gene Ontology annotation, cellular component: axon; plasma membrane; signaling receptor complex. Gene Ontology annotation, biological process: trans-synaptic signaling by neuropeptide, modulating synaptic transmission; cellular response to brain-derived neurotrophic factor stimulus; regulation of phosphatidylinositol 3-kinase/protein kinase B signal transduction. The coding region runs from base 631 to 3090 and encodes 819 amino acids.
UCCCGACCUUCCUGCAAGCAGAGCUAGGAGCAUUUUCCUAAGGGGGAUCAAUGAGGUAUCACGUUAUACAUGAUCUGCUUUGAUGCUGGUACCCGUCCUCUUCCUCGUCUAUUCUCUCUCCUCAUCGCACCGCACGGCUCCCCCAUUAGGACUGUCAGUGAUUCUAUAUCCACCCACCAACCAACCACCACCACCACCCGUCUCUCUGUCGAGAAUCAUCCACACACAGAGAACAUUGUGUCGAGGAGGCUCCGGCCGGUGCAUGUCAGCAGAGAGAGAGAGAGAGAGAGAGAGAGAGAGAGAGAGAGAGAGCGAGAGAGAGAGAUCCUCCUUGGCACACACACGUCCGUGUGGCAGUGUGAUUUUGACUGACUGGCUGACUGACUGGGGAUUCUGGAGGAAACACACAGGAAAAGAUCAACACAACCCUGUUUCCUUUUUUCCCCUCCUCGCUGUCUUGUCGUUGUCACAGCUGAUGGUCUUGUAGCAGCGCUGCCUGUAUCCACCUCAGCACCGGAUUUUACUUUGUUUCUCCUCUCCUUGAUUGGCUGAACCGGGUCUGAUCCCAGCCAACCUGGGCCGGGCCGUGGGGCUGUUCAGCGAGCCUUAUAGCUGAAGUUGGCACCCGAGAUGAGCGCCUUGAGACCCGGGAGCGGGGCUCACUCCUCGCCGGGGAGAGGGUCGGGGUCGUGGCGGUGCUGGUGGUGGUGGUUAGUAAUGGUAGUCGGGGUGGCAGUGGGCUCGGGAGAUCCGUGGAUGUCUGCAGAGGCAUGCCCGUCGUCUUGCUCCUGCAGCAGCACCAGGAUCUCCUGCGUGGAUCCGGAGCGGGGUAUGAAUGCUUUCCCUGUCCUGCAGAGCGAAGCGGAGAUGGAGAACAUCACCGACAUUUACAUCGCCAACCAGAGCAGCUUCUCCUCCAUCAACGACAAAGACCUGCACUACUACAAGAAUCUCAGGAACCUAACGGUGACCAACAGCAGGCUAACAUAUGUAUCAAAGUUGGCCUUUCAAAACAACAUCAAGUUACAGUACCUGAAUCUGAAAGAUAACAACCUGUCGUCACUGUCCUGGAGGAUAUUCAGACACCUCAACAUCUCCUAUCUGAUCCUGUCAGGGAACCCUCUGCACUGCUCCUGUGAGAACAUGUGGAUCAAGCUGUCGUUAGGAGAGGAAGCAGACACUCAGGAGCUGCGCUGCAUUGAAGAUGGAGGAGGACGCAAGCUGCUGUCCAGACUGACACUACCUAACUGUGAGGUUCCCAUGGCAACAUUGAGCCCAUCCAAAAAGACAUUAAAGGAGGGGGAAAACCUGCGCUUGUCCUGUAUGACCUCUGGGGUACCCUCACCUGAGCUGAUAUGGAACAUGGCAUUGGUAUCCAACUAUGAGAUCGAGACUUCAGGCCAGAUUUCGGUGCUGCGACUGUCCAACCUGUCGUCACUGGACCACAACAGCAAGAUCAGCUGUACAGCUGAGAACAUUGUUGGAGAGAAAGAGUCUGCGCUGCUGCUGGAUAUACUUUUUCCUCCCAAAAUCACUAAACUGAGUGAUGCAAUCCCUGAUCAUCACUGGUGCAUCCCCUUCAGCGUGUCAGGAAACCCAGAGCCACACCUACAAUGGUAUCUGGAUGGCGAAGCGGUGACAGAGGGGCUCUACAUCAUGACCAUGAUCCAUGACAUCACAGAGAGGGAGUACCACGGCUGCCUGCAGCUGGACAGCCCUACACACCUCAACAACGGGCGAUACACACUGGUGGCUACAAACAAAUUCGGGACAGACCAAAAGGAGGUGGAGGCUCACUUCAUGCGCAAGCCCUGGGAUGGAACUGAGAAGGAGCCUUACUAUUAUGUUGCUGAGGAUCUAACCACAGAGGGCCCCCCUGUGGACCCACCUGAAGACAGAGUCGCUGUGUACGUGGUGGUCGGCAUUGCUGCUGUCGCAUUCACGGGUUUCCUUCUAAUGUUGGUUAUUCUCAAGUUUGGCGGAAACUCCAAGUUUGGCAUCAAAGGACCAUCUUCAGUGAUCAGUAACGAUGAUGACUCGGCCUCUCCUCUUCACCACGUCUCCAACGGCAGCAACACUCCUUCCUCCUCAGAGAUGGGCCCUGAUGCGGUGAUCAUCGGCAUGACCAAGAUCCCAGUGAUUGAAAACCCUCAGUACUUCAGGAGCACAAACAGCCUGCUCAAAACUGACACGUUCGUCCAGCAUAUUAAGAGACACAACAUUGUGCUGAAGAGAGAGCUGGGAGAGGGAGCCUUCGGAAAAGUCUUCCUGGCUGAGUGUUACAACCUCUCACCUGACCAGGAGAAGAUACUGGUGGCUGUCAAGACACUUAAAGAGGCCAGUGAAAAUGCCAGGAAGGAUUUCCACCGUGAGGCUGAGCUGCUGACCAAUCUUCAACAUGAACACAUUGUAACUUUCUAUGGAGUCUGCGUGGAGAGUGACCCUCUCAUCAUGGUGUUUGAGUACAUGAAACAUGGAGACCUCAACAAGUUCCUCAGGGCUCACGGCCCGGAUGCAGUUCUGAUGGCAGAGGGCCAAACCACCAGACCUGUGGAGCUGACCCAGUCUCAGAUGCUGCACAUCGCCCAGCAGAUAGCAUCUGGCAUGGUCUACCUGGCAUCACAGCACUUUGUGCACCGCGACCUGGCCACCAGGAACUGCCUGGUGGGUGAGAACCUGCUGGUAAAGAUUGGAGACUUUGGCAUGUCCAGAGACGUCUACAGCACUGACUACUACAGGGUAGGUGUCGGAGGUCACACCAUGCUACCAAUCCGCUGGAUGCCCCCUGAAAGCAUCAUGUACAGAAAGUUCACCACAGAGAGUGAUGUUUGGAGUCUAGGAGUUGUUCUCUGGGAGAUCUUCACCUACGGAAAACAGCCUUGGUACCAGCUCUCCAAUAAUGAGGUGAUAGAGUGUAUAACCCAGGGCAGGGUGCUGCAGCGCCCCAGGACCUGUCCCAAAGAACUAUACGACCUGAUGCUGGGCUGCUGGCAGAGAGAGCCGCACAUGAGACUCAACAUCAAAGAAAUCCACUGUCUGCUCCUCAAUCUGGCCAAGGCCUCACCUGUAUACCUGGAUAUACUGGGCUGAACACAGGAGGAGGACGGAGGAGAGUUUUGGAUGUGUGUGUGUGUGUGUGUGUGUGUGUGUGCGUGGAUAUUUACUGUAUCUAAGUGUGCAUUUGAGGUUGCAUGCAUGUGUGUGUGUGUGUGUGCUAGGGUGGUGACACCUGUGAAUGAAGUGCGUGAUGCUCGUGCGUGUGUGUGCGUGUGAGGUACCACUGUACAGGAUGUGAAGCUAUUAUCAAACUCUUAAAGGCAAUCAAAAAAUUCCUCAAACUCAUCCCCAAUCGCCGCUUUCCUCCCUGCCAAUUUCCUCUCCUUUGUGCAUCUCUACUCCUUCCCUCCUUCCUUCCCGAAGAGACAUUUACGAAGAGUAAUUUAACUUUGGAGGUGGGUGGGGGGGGAGCUUCUCACUUCUUUUCAAAUGCUUUAAACUGACUGGGGCUAAAUUGAUGAAACCUGAUUAACAGGACUUAUAAAUUUAGUGACUCAUCCCUCACUGCCUGUUGGACAACAGGACUCGUUUGAGCAGCCGGAAAUUUCAAGGAGGUGCAGCAUGGGGAGGAUUUCCGGAAGCUUCAGUCCUUUGCGUAUAAAUAUGAGACCGUAAGACGGUGAGACAUUUCAGAGGAAAUGGCUCUGUGCGAUGUCGAGCCAUAAAGACACUGUGUUUUCCCCUCUCACCCUGUCUGUCUGUCUGUCCGUCCCUCGUUCUGUCUGUCUCUCAGAACUGUACAUGAGUAUUAAUGUCAGCGUUCAUCCAACAUGGCCUGUGGGAAAGACUACAUAGGUGAUGAUUAACACACCGGUACACAUACAGUAGAUUUAUUGAAUAAUGACCAGGAAAAAUGAUAGAAAAGUUAACACAAUCUGGUUUUCUGCCUGUCAGAUGACAAAAGAUGAUUUCUGGUUGGCUAAUUUCACUGAUUUAAAAAAAAAAAAAAAAUCACUCACAAUACAGUGCCUGGUGAAGCUGAACUGAACUGCUGUGGUGAAAUAAUAAUUGAGGAAGGAGGCUGAGGUAUCCUGCUAUACCGUAAUUGUGAAUACUAGAAAUGUAAAAAAGCUUGAUCUAUCUGGCACUGAUCUACAAUAUCUUCUCAUGCAACAGACUGAUAUACAUGAAUAUAAGGAUAUAUGCAUUCAUAUCUGCAUACUACAUACUGCACUGCUUUCUGUGACAUAUUUACUUUGCUCAGGCCUCGGACUGCACUGUCAUACAGCACAGGGUAACAUGAUGACUACCCCCCUCCCCCUCGAAGUGACAGAUGCUUCACUUGCGAUGUCGGAGGUCAAUUGAUUCAUUUGUCCGCAUCUGUCCGACAAUCGUGAGGUCUUGGUGUUGGGGGAGUGGGGGGAGGGAGGGCGUAAAGGUUGCUAAGGGAGGCUGGGUUUUGAAUGGUCAGAUCACGGUCAGAUGUGUGGGCAGUGGCGCUGUAGAAGGUGUGGUUCAUUUGGUAAACCCAUAUUAAAUCAUCAAGGCUCUCAGCACUCAGACAUCCUUGAAAACCACAUCUGUGCUAGAGGGGAUGCAUACAACAACACACACACUGUAUACCUUAUCCCGUCAUCCCUCCAUCUCCAUACACACACACACCUACACACACACACACACACACACACUGAAAGACACUCAAAACGGGCCGAGAAGGAAAUUGAAUUGUGCAUGUUUUAUUAUUUGAGCGGUGCAGUGCUUUAGCCAGGCCCCAUCCACUGUAAUGGUGUAAUGUAUAUUUCAUUACAGCCUAAUGGGCUCCAUUAGCACAGUCUCCUCACAGACAUUCAAGACUUAUUGUUUUAUGGCUGAGAAGGAAGGAUGGAGGGAUGGAGAGCAGAGGAGAGGUGAAGGGGAAGAAAACACAGAGAGAAGGGGCCUGGAAUGAGGAGCAGUGGAGAGGAGAAAUAAGAGGAGAGGUAAUAAUGCAUAUUGGGAAGAAAUGGAGAGGAAGGGAGAGGGUUCAGAAGGGAAGCAAUGGAGUAAAAAGGACAAGAUGACGGGAGUGAAAAGGUACGAAUGGGUCAUGUGGAGAAAGAUGAAGGAAAAAGAGAAGAUAGAGGAGUGAAAAAAGGGGGGAGGGAGGAGGUGUGAAUGUCCUCAGGGAGAAAGUGAAAGUGAGCAUCCAUCAUUACUGCGGCCUGCAGAUGUUCUAUAAGCCACAACUUCAACUUCACGCUCCCAUCACAUUCCUGGCUUCAACCACAUGCACACACACAUUUUACUGGCAAUCCACCACCAACUUACACUGAAAAUAAACUCAAUAAUGCACCACACAUCCCCAUUAUGGAGAACCACUUCACUCACUUACAGUACAGCUCACUUAUCUGGUCAAAACGCUUACAGACACACUGUAUAUACAGUUACAUGCAUGCAAGAAAACACAUUUAAUGUUUGUUUGGCUUUUAACUCGGGCAUAUUUUACUCUUUACAGACAUAUUUAAAAAGUCAUAAUCACUGUGGUUUCACUAACAGCCAUUUUAAUUAGAUGUAAAACAUCAAUCUGGAAAUAUAAGUCUUAUUUGAUUAUUAACAACAGCACUUGAUAGUAUCGAUGUUUGUGAACUUGAAAAUGUUGAUUUUAUUGAUUUAUAGUAUAAUUAUUUAUAAAUUAAGAUGCAUUUUGUACAUUUCUUUCUAUAUCUAAGGUUGCCUUUUGCAACAACAAACUGACUGAAAUUGAUCAAUGGUAUAAUUGAUUAUGUUUUAGCAAAUGUGUAGAGAUAAUCUUCAGUGUAUAUGUAUUUUUAUGUCAGGCUCCCCUCUUAACAGCUACCUAGCCUGUCCUCUUGUACAGUGUGCUCUACAACAGGGAUGGAUGUUUCACCAGUCUGCCACAUUUGUAGAUUUAGUUUGACAUAUUGCAGAAUUAUUGUCACCUGUCAGAGCAUGGAUGCAAGGGUUAAUGGCUGCAGCAUUGACAAGGCAGGCUAACAAGGCUCUCAAAAUCCAUCCCUGCUGUAUAGUCAAGUAGAGUUUGCACUACGUGAGCACACUCAACACAAUUCAGAUACUUGCCACACAAUAACUCAGUGCAAUAACAGAGGGCAGAGGUGCAUGGGGGCCUGCGUGUGAGCUGAAAAAAAAACGGUGAGAAGCAAACGCAUACGAAUGCCUCCGAUGUCAAAAGAGUAGAGUAGGUCAAAGCCACAUCCCAGCUGGCUGCACUGUGUGUGUAUGUACCUGCUGUGUUUCCUUUUGUUUGUUUUUUUAAAUAAUGAACUUUGUCAAGUUGGACAGUGGUGAUGUUUUGACAGAUAGGAAGAGGCUGUGAGAGGAGGGGUGUUUGUUAUGAUGAAGACUUGUCAGUGCAAUGCAGGAGUGUUCUGUAAAACUUUAACUCGGGCAUCUUCGCAUCGAUGCCUCAGAUCGAAAGAUAUUGGUCAAACAAAGAUUUAAAAAAGGAGGAAAAACAACAACUGCUGUAUGUAUGGACACCUCAGAAAAGGAGGGACUGACAAUCACAGACUUCUCUCUUUCUCUCUCUUCUUCAAGUGACCUACUGUAAAAUAGACUAUUCAACCAACUUUCCUCUUAUGCUGCCUAUACUGUACGUGCUAGUCUUAAACUUUGGUCUCUAAAAGUGCUACUUUUUCUUUUUUUUGUAAAAUGAAAUAACAGCGAGAGGAAUGAACAAAAAUACAUGUAAAAAUGUGAAUAAGCUGCUGAAAGAAACAAGCAUCACAAACUGCUGUGUCCGAGACUGUGUCAGUAUCUAGAUUGUACUGUUUUCUUCUUUUGUCUUAGAAGUGGAGGGCAGAGAAAUUGGUAGCUACAUGGGACUCACAAAUACACAAAAUGACAUACAGCAGCCCCUGGGAUGCAGAGCGGUGUUUGCUCAUUCUCCCAGUAGUGUGUGUGUGUGUGUGUGUGUGUGUGUGUGUGUGUGUGUGUGUGUGUGUGUGUGUGUGUGUGUGUGUGUGUGAGAAGGCUGAUUGAUGCCGGAGUGAAGUCAGAAGGGAUUCAGACUCCCAGCCAAAUCCCAGUUCAAAUGCAAUGGGAUUCAACAGAGGAAUCAGGAAUUGACUUGUUGUCGCUGUUCACCAAUUCAUGAUAAAUUACUUUACCCAGUUGUGUUGGACUGAGGUUGGUAUUAUGGCAGCUAAGAUUUAUGGAAUCACUCAAUUGCUUUAUUUAUGUCUCCAAAAUCAGCCUUCUUCUCGACACAACUUACUAAAGCCUGGGUUUCACAGAAGUAUAUCAGCAAUAUUAAUUUUCUUUUUCCCUAUCACCUCACUAUAACAUAAAUAUUGGGCUGAGUUUGGGCUAAAACCAUGUGACUCAGUGAACUGAAGCAUAUUCCACAUAUACAGAUACACAUCCCGACUCUGAGUGUGUUCGGAUCCAUAUCACGUUUAAUCCCCUCUCUCUCUCAACCCCUCACAUCACAGUCUAAGCUAAUAGAGCUGAAAUAUCAUAAAGGUCAUCUUUAAGAUUACCUUUGUGCUUGGAUGCUUCUGGAGUCUUUACGCCCUGAAGAAUGUAAUACCACAAAAAACGCUUCUCUUUUCAAAAUAAAAAAAAAUAAAAAAUAAAACUGAUUUGCUAUAUGCAGUAUCUCUGUUUUUCAGUAUCAGUUUUUGGGGGGUUCUGUGCUAUUUGUCUCUGUGUUUCGAGGGUGUCACUGCUGCCACCAUGGUAAAAAAAAGGUGGAUUUUGGAUGUUUUGUGGCUGUUUGGAUUGUAAGAGGCUUAAAAUAGUACAGAGGAAAAAACACUGUAAGGUUUCUGUAUGAAAGAGACGUUAAAAUGUAAUUUCUAUGCCUAAAAAUGCUCUUCGAAAUGUAAGAAACACUCUGUAUUGCAAAGCACACAAGGUGAUUAAAAGCUGGAAAUAUUCUGAUUGAUGCAGCUAAUGUCUGUCUUUGCAAGCAGGUUACAUACACACACACACACACACACACACACACAUACAGAAACACACACCGGAGGGAACUUGUACAGUCAUGUGGUUGCGUGGUGGAAAUAAUCCUAGUGAGUCAUGAUGAUGAUGAUGAUGAUGAUGAUAUGAUUUCUCUCUGAACGUGGACCAGUGUGUCGUGAUACAAUGUAAUUAAUAAAAAGUAUUAUGUCAUA